Phalaenopsis equestris is the source of this 1000-nucleotide messenger RNA. RefSeq names its product probable WRKY transcription factor 43. Bases 182 to 760 code for a protein of 192 amino acids. The transcript has 2 exons. The record is from RefSeq and is a predicted model, not a curated record. Gene Ontology annotation, biological process: regulation of DNA-templated transcription. Gene Ontology annotation, molecular function: DNA-binding transcription factor activity; sequence-specific DNA binding. NCBI's taxonomy places the organism in Eukaryota, Viridiplantae, Streptophyta, Magnoliopsida, Asparagales, Orchidaceae.
CUCCUUCUUCCUCACUCCGCUACACUUAACACUGCCCAACCUCCCCUCACCUUCCAUGAAUCACAUUAUCUAACCACCACCAACAAUAAAAAUUCCAUCUUUAUCCGUAUGUCUCACUCAUUCUACCAUUUAAAUAAAUCCCUCCUCUUCUCUCUCCUCACUCCAUCCCCUCCAACUCCUCAUGGAACAGUACUUAGGAGGAGGAGAUCAUUUGCCGCCAUUAUUUCCUGACAACACCUUCUUCUCUCCAUCCCCUCUCCUUCCACCAGACUUAUUCCAACAAGAUGCGGCCUUGCAACCGAACUCCACCGCUUUCGGCUUCGCUCCGCUUGUGUUUCCGAAUGGAGGGAGCGGGAGUUCGUUAAUGGAGGAUCAGAGAGGGGAAGAGAAGGAGGAAGGGGAGGGUGUUAAUGGGGUGGGGGAGAGGAGGGAGAAGAGGAAGGCUGUGAGCGGGAGGGGGAAGAAGGUGAGCAGACCGCGAUUUGCGUUUCAGACGAGGAGUGCUAAUGAUAUACUCGACGAUGGGUAUCGGUGGAGGAAGUAUGGACAGAAAGCCGUGAAGAACAGUACUCAUCCCAGGAGCUAUUAUCGGUGCACACAUCACACUUGCAACGUUAAAAAACAAGUUCAGAGGCUGUCAAAGGAUACGAGUAUUGUGGUAACAACAUAUGAAGGUGUUCACAACCAUCCAUGCGAGAAAUUAAUGGAGGCUUUGAGCCCUCUUCUUAAGCAGAUUCAGUUCUUAACCACAAGGUUUUAGUAUGUUGUUGUUUACUUUCUGAUACCAAAGUAUGUGUCGGGCAGACAAAUAGCUGUCUUGCAUGUCAUUUAUAUAUAAACUAUACAUCUUCAUAAGCUUGGAGUGUAUAUAAAGUACAUGUUUAUAUACAUAUAUAUACUGUCAAAAAGAAGAGGAAAAGUCAUACUUAUUUUUCUUAAUAAUUGUCUUUCAGUUUGGGAUGGUUCAUCCUCCAUCAUUAACUAGAGUUUGAGAUAGAAG